Molecule: messenger RNA, 1092 nt
Organism: Vigna radiata var. radiata (mung bean)
Lineage: Eukaryota; Viridiplantae; Streptophyta; Magnoliopsida; Fabales; Fabaceae
Exons: 1
Coding region: 458-829 (123 amino acids)
Source: RefSeq, a predicted model, not a curated record
GAAACAUGGGCCAUGGCAAUAAGCAAGACGCAGAUUUCCCAAUGGAAUGACCCCAUUUGCCUCCUCUUUAUCACAAACUACAGUGUUCACUGCUUCUAAAUUUCUAAUUUCAAUUCCUUGAUUUUCUCAUCUUCACACGUUUUCUUGUUCCUUGUUCAUAGUAUCUGGCACCUCCCCAUUGGAUCACACCAUUUUCAAUCUAAACCAGCAAUUAUUAUUUUCUUCCUAUAGUCUCUCGAUGUUUCUCACUCCUUUCAAGAAUAAAAUAAAAAGUAGAAUCUCUACUUUCUCUUUUGACAGGCACUAUUAAUUCGUAUUGCACUUUGUUAUAUAUGUUUUACUUUUCUUAAACGCAGUUAGUUUUUACUUUGAUUCUCUUAUAGUUUUUCUUAUAGAUUUUCUCAUUCAAUCUCACAUCUAAAAUUCUGAACCACUAGUUCUUCACAAACAUCUAAACAUGGCAAGGUACCAUGAUCAGUACUACUACUUGUGGGAGUAUUUGUCUUUUCCUCUCCACCUUGUGUUCUUCGUGUUGAUCCUUUUCUUCGUGCUGGCGUUCUCCUGGUACAUAAACUACGAGUCCUUGUUCGAGGACUUGCUUGUGCAGGUGAAGAUCUUUCUGGCUCUGGUUCCACUGCUGUUGCUGCUGGUCGUUCACUGCCUCUCAAGUGGAGCCUCGUUCCCAAUACCGUUGCCAGAAGAGAGAGAGUCGCUUCACAGAGCUGGAGGGUCUCCAUGGGGAGUGGCACUGUUGCUUCUCUUUGUCUUGUUCAUGAUGGCUUACCAAUCUUCCUUCCACCAACGUUGGUUUCCUUUGGCUACAAGAUGAGAUGAUCACUGUUUCUGUCAAGAGGUAUUGUAACACAGAGAACUUAGUCUGAGAUCAUUUUUCUCAUAUAUCAGUUAAUUUUCCUGUUGGUAUCCAUAGUCCAGUGAGUUAUAUAUAGCUACAAUAGGUUACAUUUGCACGACUAUAUGGCAAAUUUUGAAGCAGCUUCAUGCAAGGUUGUAUGUAAGAUUAAAUGGGCUAUGCUAUUUUCUUAUGAUGUGUUUUAGUUCUAGAUAAAUUAUUACUCCAUAACUCCAACUUUA